Messenger RNA from Ricinus communis (castor bean), 2925 nucleotides. RefSeq names its product ubiquitin carboxyl-terminal hydrolase MINDY-1. Gene Ontology annotation, cellular component: cell periphery; cytosol. Bases 300 to 2492 code for a protein of 730 amino acids. Lineage: Eukaryota; Viridiplantae; Streptophyta; Magnoliopsida; Malpighiales; Euphorbiaceae. The transcript has 12 exons. Gene Ontology annotation, biological process: protein K48-linked deubiquitination. The record is from RefSeq and is a predicted model, not a curated record. Gene Ontology annotation, molecular function: cysteine-type carboxypeptidase activity; cysteine-type deubiquitinase activity; K48-linked deubiquitinase activity.
UACGAAUGUAUAAUCACUGUAUAAUUACUUAUUUACUCAGGAAAAAAAUAAAAUCAGAUAUACCCAACCGUUUGCUUUGGUCUCACCGUCGGGGGAUUAAGGGGAAAAAGAAAAAAAAAACACAACAAAACAACCUAAUAAUCCGUUUCUCCCAAUUUCCCUCUCUCUUUACCUGAUUAUUAAAUAUUAUAAAUCAAGUUUGUUGCCUUAUUCUCUAAUUUUACCCUCUCUCGUUCUUUCUUGAAAGAUUAUACGAGUUGUUGUUUAAAAACCUUUUUAGCGAUCAAAAGAAUUCUUCCAUGGAAAUGGCUUCAGCUUCUUCAUCGUCGCCGACGACCACCGAAGAACAGAAUCAACAACAACAACAACUACAACAAGCGGCGGCAGUUAAAGAGAAAGAGAAAGAGAAAGAGAAAGAGUGCGUUCAUAAAACGAAAACGAUACAGUUUUUAGGCCGCACUGCUCCUAUCGUUUUGCAGAACGACAAUGGACCUUGUCCUCUCCUCGCUAUUUGUAAUAUUCUUCUGCUGAGGAACAAUUUAAAUUUGAGCCCAGAUAUUGCUGAAGUUUCACAGGAGAAACUGUUAUCACUGGUUGCAGAACAUUUGAUUGAUUCCAACAGUAAUGUAAAUAAUAAAGAUGCAGGCUAUGUUGAAAAUCAACAGCAGAAUAUUGCAGAUGCCAUUGAUUUGCUUCCGCGUCUUGCAACUGGAAUUGAUGUAAAUAUAAAGUUUAGGAGGAUAGAUGAUUUCGAGUUUACCCCGGAAUGUGCCAUAUUUGAUCUUCUUGACAUUCCUUUAUAUCAUGGUUGGAUAGUUGAUCCACAAGAUUAUGAUACUGCUAUUGCUAUUGGGUCAAAGUCCUAUAAUGCUAUUAUGGGAGAGCUUGUUGCCCUUGAAACACAAGUCAUGGAGGGUGAAAGUAAAAAUAACGCUGAGGAAGAUUCUGUUGAUUUUGUUGCUGCUACUACUGCAACUUUGGGUGUUCCUUCUCCCUGUCUUUCCAAAACCAGAUCUUUUGAUGAUUCUCCACAUUCAGUCUCUGAUAACCAAAGUUUAAGGAAAGGGGACCUAGAAGAAGAAGCAGAGCUGUUGAUGGCCUUAAAAUUAUCAGAGGCUGAAUUACCCACUUCUACGGGUAAUAUGCUAGUAGCUGAUGUUAGCGAAGGAGUUCUAUCUGCUGCUUCAGAUAAACAUACAAGUUCAAAGGAGUCGGUGCCUGUAAGUUCUGUAGAUAUGUUGAAGGGGCAUGUAGGUACUGCUCAUGGUGAUACUGCUUUGAGCAAUGAUCAUAAUAAUCUCAAAUCUGUGGAAACUCUUCUCGGGGAUAUGACAUGUUCUCCCUCAAUGACUGAUCUGAGCAAGCCUAUGGAAACUCUUCCAGGGGAAAUAACAGGUUCUCCCUCAAAGACGACUGAUCAGAGUAACCUCCCUGAUCUGUCAACUUAUAAGGAAUCCAGAGAACAUAAUGCUUCUACUGACAUUGCUAAGAAUUGUAAUAUUAAGAUGUCAGUGCAGAUUGAAGAUACAUUGACUCAAUCAGAAAAUUUUGUAUUGGCAAAUGAAGAUGGUAUUGUUUUUUCUCGAGGAGGUGAAAUGGUUAAGAGUCCAUUAGAGUCCAUAGCUAAUGUUCAUGAAGCAGCAGAUAUUUCAAGUGGGCGUGAUCCAGCAGAAGCAUCAGGGUUAUCUAUGCCAAACCCAGAUUCAGACUCGUCUAGUGGCAGACUGCAGAAUGUGGAUGUAACUGAAACGUUCACUUCUAGUGUUGAUGGCAGCGAGCCCAUUUAUGAAGGAGAAGAAUGCAUCUUAGAUUCAGGAACUGCAACUUUUGAAGAUCGAGAGCCUAUGUACGAAGGUGAGGUCAUUCUUGCAGAACAAGCUGAUAAAAGUGUGAGGUUGAAGGAUGAAAUCACUCCACAACAAGGAGAGCUGAUAAAGAACUUUUUGAAGAACAAUGCUAGUCAGUUGACAUUUUAUGGUCUAUUUUGCUUACAAGAUGGGCUCAAAGAACGCGAGCUUUGCGUUUUUUUCCGCAACAAUCACUUCAGCACAAUGUUUAAGUAUGAUGGUGAGCUUUAUCUUUUAGCUACAGACCAAGGUUAUUUGAAUCAGCCUGAUUUGGUGUGGGAGAAACUAAAUGAGGUCAAUGGCGAUACAUUGUUCAUGACAGGCAACUUCAAAGAAUUUAAGGUGGAAAAUCAAGGGAAUGAUACAUGGAAUGAGCAUAAUGCUAUGGCCAGUACUGCUGACUAUAUUGCCAGCUUUGAUAAUGCAGCACAAGCGGGUUUGGAUAUAAACUCUGAUCUGCAGCUAGCAAUAGCUCUACAACAACAGGAGUUCGAGCAGCAGCAGCCACAACGCUCUAAUGUACAGCAACCUGUUAGUGGCAAUUCAAGACUGGUCACAGGUCCCCAGGUGCAAAGAAGCAGUGGGAAAUAUUCAUCAUCUUCCAGGCCUGAAGCAAAAUCAAAGGAUAAGUGUAUUGUGAUGUGAGUUUUGCUCUGAGCCCAUCUUGGAAGUCUCUACUGUAAAUGGUUUGUAUCUUGGCUUCAUUUUGUCGAUGACAUUAAUAAACUUAGGCAAUCGCACAUGUGAUCUAGAUAAAGAUUUCCGAUUGUAAAAAGUAUAUAGUACCGUAUCGUUAGACCCUUAACCGACCCCAAAAAUUUUACCGUUAAUUUUAACCCCUACCCAUGUAAGAUGCUCUAAUUUUUUCGUUUCUUUUUUUCUUUUGGAAUAAUAGGCAGUAGAUGGGUAGAGUUGUUGUAGUAUUGCAAUUAAGACAGGAAGAUCAAAGGAGGUUGUAGUUUAGUGAAAGUGUGACUUGAAAUCGCAUGGGUAGGUCCAUUUUGAAAGGCCAGUUAGGGCCUGUGAUACUGAUCUAUAUAUAUGCCUGUCAAUGCAAUAUCUCCUGGCUUAGACCUAA